UUUUUUUUUUUUUUACAGGUCUUCAUCAAUGGAAAGAAGUUGGAUAUAUCAUACAGCUUCACUGAAAGCAGAGCCAUCAGGCAGUGUACAGACGGCAGCCCAUGUGACCGCAGGCCUUGUCUGCACGGAGGCACCUGUAUGGCCAGUGUUGAGUACGAGUACCAGUGCCUCUGCGCUGAAGGAUACGAGGGUGACCGUUGUGAAAUAGUGAGGGCGAGCUGUCGAGACUCCUCUCAGUGUCAGAACGGUGGCAGCUGUGUGAAUAACCACUGUGUGUGUCCCGCCGGCUACACAGGCCGGAACUGUGAGAAAGGGCAGGAGUCCAGCUUCACCGAGGCGCUGUGGAAUUUGGAGGGUAGUGGGGAAAAUGACUCUCCUGUUGAAUAUUCUGCAUAUUUCCAUGAUAAUGGAUAUCUGGCCCUUCCAAAGCCCAUGUUCCCACGAAGUGCUCCUGACUCUCCAGAAACCAUUGAGUUAGAGAUCAACACUGUCUCUGAAGACGGCCUCAUCUUGUGGCAGGGAGUGGAGCCUGCAGGCGCUCUAAGCCUCCGUAAGAAGCAUGCUAGUAUAAAGGAGCAGGGAGGUCAAGGAAAGGGGAAGGACUUCAUAAGUAUUGGUUUACAAAAUGGACAUCUUGUGUUUAGUUACCAGCUGGGCAGUGGAGAGGCUCAGAUUCUCUCCAGAGAGCCUGUCAAUGAUGGACGGUGGCACAUGAUCACUGCAGUCCGAACGGGUAAGCAGGGCUACCUCCAGAUCGAUGGAGGAUCUGUCCAAAGUGGACAAUCGCAAGGCAAAAGCAUCAUGGUGAACACCAAGGGCAACAUAUACCUGGGUGGCGCUCCAGACAUGAAAGCAUUGACCGGUGGGAAGUACUCAUCAGGUAUCACAGGCUGCGUGAAGAAUCUCUCUCUGAUGAACGCUCGACCGGGAGAACAGCCAGCGCGACCUAUCGACCUGCAGGUCCACGCAGAGGAGGGCAAAAACGUGGAGCGCUGCUUAACAUAGACGCAGUACUAAAACACUAGCAGAGACUACAGAAAAAGACCCCUCAUCCACAAUCACACUGAGACGCUUACAGGACAAACUACAGUCACACUUUAAGAGACACACACUGAUACGUGUUUCUUGGUGCUUCACCGCAACCGAAAAAAAACACACAAGAAAGGAUUCUUUGCUCUGUGCUGCGUUAAACCAAAAAAACGACAAAGAAAAAUUUAUGAUAUUAACAAGUCUUCAUUUUUUCAGUGUUUUAUGCUCAAUGAAGGACUUAUUAACACAGAAGCUCAGUUUACAUACUCCGAACAGUAGCUUUUUAGCCAUGAGAAAAAGAUGACAAAAAAGGUUUAAAAAUAAACGUGAUGAGCCUUCUACGGUGGGUCAGGUCCUAUGAAAACGGAGAGGUUUUUACAGCACUGAAUUUUUAUUUAUAAGCAUAUUAAUCUAUAUAUAUAUUAUAUUUGUGGGGGGAACGCAAGCUAACAAUAACCUGCUCAUUUGUUUUCCUAGCAGUGAUUCUAGGCUCUAAUAAUGCGUGUCUGAGGUUUAGUGCCCGAGCUGUGUUAAUACUUGAAGACUCUGCUGCCUUCUUUUAUUCUGUUUGAGGGCCGGUGGGGGCGAGCAUGCUUAGAUACCAUUAGGAACGGGUCUCUGUGGGGUCACAGCACAGAAGACAUCAAGAAGCAUCUCAGGUGAAGAUUGUUGCUAAAAAAUACAAAUUGGGAGAUCAUAAAUAUAUAUAUAUAUAUAUAUAUAUAUAUAUAUAUAUAUAUAUAUAUAUAUAUAUAUAUAUAUAUAUAUAUAUAUAUAUAUAUAUAUAUAUAUAUAUAUAUAUAUAUAUGGUGUCAACUGCAUAUAUUUGAAUGACAUGCCUUCCAUGCUUGGAAACAUUGCUGUGUCUGGUAAUAUAUAUAAAAAAACAUAUGGUGCUAAAUUCAGACAUAACAAAGGCAACAAAACAAGCACAUAAUCAUAGUUUCAGUUUCUUGUCAGUUUUGCUUCUCUGAAUGGGUUGUAAGAUAUAAAAGCCACAGCUUUACAAUAAAAUAAAACACUGUUUACUGAUUACAAUCCCUCAAGCCAAAGUAUUGAGACUGAGGUUUAUUUUAGAUUAAAAGUGGAUGUGUUAUCUCUAAAUAGUGAAAUAUUUUGACAUUGUGUUUUUGUUUAAUAACUUAAUUAGAAUUAACAUUCUCAUAGUGGAUGACAAAUUUUACAGAAAAUCACAUCAUUGAAAAUCAUUAUUUUUACAGUCUUAUCUAUUUCUCACAGUUUUGCUGUUAACAGCCACGCUAACAUAUUAUUUUGCAUGAUUGAUUUUUACUGAGGUGUCUUUUUCCAUUACAUUCAUAUUCUUUAGGAGUCUUACAGAGUACAUUGAACAAAAGAGGAAAUGUGUGUCAUCUUCAAGGUCCUCCAGAGGGUUAAUGGAGAUCUGAGUCAUCUACAGCAAACCAUGCAGGUUCAUUAUCUCAAUCAGAAUGUACAGGAAGAGAUUCUUUUCUGGUUGUUCUCAUUGCAUAGAGAAAUUAAUGUGAGAACAGACAGAGGAGACAGAAUAGAAGGUCUACAGAGGAAAUACUGCCUAGUGAGAGCCCUCUUUUAUUAGUGCUGUGACUUGGAGCUCUCAUGAACAUGCUCGCCCACAUGGGCCAGACAGGGGUCAAAGGUCACUUUGGUCCCCUUGUGUCUUUUUCACUGUUUUAUAUGACUGAGGCUUGUCUGUUAAUUUUCUUUUAAAAAAGGAGCAUUACUGCUUAAUUAAAGUUGCUUUACUUUUA
Molecule: messenger RNA, 2777 nt
Organism: Cyprinus carpio (common carp)
Lineage: Eukaryota; Metazoa; Chordata; Actinopteri; Cypriniformes; Cyprinidae
Gene: hspg2
Product: basement membrane-specific heparan sulfate proteoglycan core protein-like
Exons: 10
Molecular function (GO): calcium ion binding; protein binding
Source: RefSeq, a predicted model, not a curated record